CUGUGUGUCUCUGUCCUGACAGCACCGAGGGCUCAUCCAUCCGCAGAGCAGGGCAGUGGGAGGAGACGCCAUGACCCCCAUCCUCAUGGUCCUGAUCUAUGUCGGGCUGAGUCUGGGCCCCAGGACCCACGUGCAGGCAGGGACCGUCCCCAAGCCCACCCUCUGGGCUGAGCCAGGCUCUGUGAUCACCCAGGGGAGUCCCGUGACCCUCAGGUGCCAGGGGAGCCUGGAAGCCCAGGAGUACCGUCUAUAUCGAGAAAAAAAAGCAGCAACCUGGAUUAGGCAGAUCCCACAGGAGCUUGUGAAGAAGGGCCAGUUCCCCAUCCAGUCCAUUGCCGGGGAACACACAGGGCAGUAUCGCUGUCGGUAUAAUGGACGCACUAACUGGUCAGAGCCCAGUGACCCCCUGGAGCUGGUGAUGACAGGUCUCUACCGCAAACCCACCCUCUCAGCCCUGCCCAGCCCUGUGGUGACCCCAGGAGGAAAUGUGACCCUCCAGUGUGGCUCACUGGUGGCAUUUGAUGGGUUUGCUCUGCACAAUCAAGGAGAAGAUGAACACCCACAACGCCUGAACUCCCAGCCCCAUGCCCGUUGGUCAUCCCAGGCCGUCUACUCCGUGGGCCCCGUGAGCCCCAGUCGCAGGUGGACGUACAGGUGCUAUGGUUAUUACUCUCACUCUCCCUAUGUGUGGUCUUCACCCAGUGAUGUCCUGGAGCUCCUGGUCCCAGGUGUUUCUGAGAAGCCAUCACUCUCAGUGCAGCCGGGUCCUGUCGUGGCCCCUGGGGAGACCCUGACCCUCCAGUGUGGCUCUGAUGUCGGCUACGACAGGUUCGCUCUGUUCAAGGAUUGGGGACCUGACCUCCUCCAGCGCCCUGGCCGGCAGCUCCAGGCUGGGCUCUCCCAGGCCAACUUCACCCUGAGCUCUGUGAGCCACUCCCACGGGGGCCAGUACAGAUGCUCCGGUGCCCACAAUCUCUCCUCUGAGUGGUCGGCCCCCAGUGACCCCCUGGACAUCCUGAUCGCAGGACAGAUCCCUGACACACCCUCCCUCUCAGUGCAGCCGGGCCGCAUGGUGGCCUCAGGAGAGGACGUGACCCUGCUGUGUCAGUCACAGUGGUGGAUGGACACUUUCCUUCUGACCAAGGAGGGAGCAGCUGAUGCCCCCCAGCGUCUAAGAUCAAGGAAUGAAUCUGAUAAGUACCAGGCUGAAUUCCCCAUGAGUCCUGUGACCUCAGUCCAUGCAGGGACCUACAGGUGCUACGGCUCAUACAGCUCCAUCCCCUACCUGCUGUCUCACCCCAGUGAGCCCCUGGAGCUCGUGGUCUCAGGAGCAGCUGAGACCCUCAGCCCAUCACAAAACAAGUCUGACUCCAAGGAUGCCUCACAGCCCCAGGAUUACAAAGUGGGGAAUCUCAUCCGCAUGGGCAUGGCUGGCUUGGUCCUGGUGAUCCUCGGCAUUCUGCUAUUUGAGGCUCAGCACAGCCAGAGAAGCCCCCAGGAUGCAGCCCGGAGGUGAACAGCAGAGAAGAUAGUGCAGCCUUCAGAGUGCUGGAGCCUUGGGAACAGAUCUGAUGAUCCCAGCAGGUUCUGGAGACCAUUUAGGGCUGAUGCUAUCUGGACUGUCUGCUGAUGAUUUCUAGAGGGAGGAAAACAGAGUUGCAAUGCAGAGACAUUUUCCAGGGUGAUCCAUGGAGGACCAUGAACAUGUGAUACUUUCCUCUCUAUGAAUGUUGACUUCCCAUCGUUGGGUCCCCUUCUUUCCCUCCCCCACACAUGAGGCUCCAUCCCACGUGGCAGCCUCGGGUCUGCACCUCUGCACACCGGCGUGCUCUGGUCCAUGGCGUGUAACACAGUCUUCCUUAUUCCUCAUUGCCACACUCCCUGGGGAGAGUUACUGAGCCUCCAUCUCCUCAGUUCAGAGUUCCAAAUGUGGUCCAGUAAAUAAAUCAAUGGGAGAGCAUCGGAUUUCAACCAGGAAAAGAUGAAUCCACCCGGAUGCCGCAACACCCUCUCUGGACCCUACGAGCCCUUCCCUCUUUCUCAGAUGCUAUCUGUGUGUCUUCCCCUUAGAUGAUUGUGUGACCAUCACUGCCAUCCUGUUCCACACCAUCGUCCUCACCUGACACCCGCUCAGCAGUCACUCCCAUUUCCUCUCCCUCCUGGUAACCACAGGUGUGCUUUCUGUCUCUAUGGAUCUGCAUAUUCUGGCUGAAAACAUUUCAAUCCACCUAUGACCUGUGAGCUCCUCAUUUCAAGACAUCCUGCCUUUGCAGGCAGAACCAAAGUACACCAUGUCAAAACAAUGAUAGGCAUUUACAGUGUGUUGGUGAUCCAUGAAAGGAAAAUCACGGAAGUAGGAGAGACAUCCAGCUGAAGGCAAGACCUCAGGCCAAUGAAUCUUGUCAAUGAGUUGAGCUGUUUCUUUCUACUCACUGUGACAGUCAGAUAGAAACAUGCAGAAAUGACUGGGGCUGAUUCUUCUCUGACUUCUCCCAAACAGCAAGAGGACUUGAGUCCCAGCAUUAAAGCGUUAAACUUUCCUAGGUCAAAGACCACUGUGUUCGAAGGAUGUAAAACUGCCUCAUAGGAUGGAAUGGAUGGGGGAAGGAUCCUGAGGGACCAAAGAAUCCUGAACUUUCUAGGACAAAGGGAACAGCCAUUCGCCGUUUACCAUGUAGAAUAAAUACAUUCCAUUAGGGAC
Messenger RNA from Saimiri boliviensis boliviensis (Bolivian squirrel monkey), 2701 nucleotides. RefSeq names its product leukocyte immunoglobulin-like receptor subfamily A member 3 (gene LILRA1). Lineage: Eukaryota; Metazoa; Chordata; Mammalia; Primates; Cebidae. Gene Ontology annotation, biological process: immune response-regulating signaling pathway; interleukin-10-mediated signaling pathway. Gene Ontology annotation, cellular component: plasma membrane. Gene Ontology annotation, molecular function: inhibitory MHC class I receptor activity. The record is from RefSeq and is a predicted model, not a curated record.